AUGUCAGCGGACCCGGACCAGAACCUCACAAUCACGGCUCAGUGCCUCUGCAGAGCGCAUUCUUACUCGACAUCGAUCUCCCGCUCUAGCCUCCCUCUCCAAGGAUCGAUAUGUCACUGCAUGUCCUGCCGACAUGUCACCGGAGCCAUGUACACUAGUCAUAUCAAAUGGCCUGGCCUGACUCGCGAGAUUCUUAGCUCCAGCCUGGCGCGUUACGAGUUCACGUCAAAUGUGAGCCUGUUGUUCUGCGGGACUUGCUCUAGCCCACUGUUCUGGGAAGAAUACUACAAAGAUAAGCCAGAGGUGCUUGAUGUGUUUACGGGAGCAUUGGAUAAUGCUACAGUAAAAAACCUGAUCACUUUUCCGGAUCAGAUCUUUGUCGGAGAUACCGAGGACGGGGGCCUUUCUCAGUGGCUGCUGAAUGUGAAUGAAGAUGGUAUAGAAUCAAGGCGCUGGAAAGCAAGAGCUAUCAAAAGCGAGACAUUCGAUAACGAUAGACCGGCGCUAGUGGGCGCAUCGGAUGAACACCUCCAAAGCCCAAGGGAUAUCCCCAUUCAGUGCCGUUGCAAGGGAGUUGACCUUGUUCUUCGGCGGUCCCCAGACGACUUCUCACCUACUGAAUCCGGUUCACUGCCCUUUUUCGUUGAUCCAACAACCCACCGACACAUCGCGACUUUUGACGCAUGCAACACUUGCCGCUCUAUGUUUGGAGUCGAGAUUGUCAACUGGACCUUUGCUCUGCUUCGCCAAAUGCACUAUGCGAGCCACACGGAGCAACCUGGUUUCCCGCAAUCAGCGCAAGAGCUCCUAAAAGCUGUCUCCGGCCCCGAUAGAGAUGCUCGUCUUGGAACCCUGUCGCUAUACAAGAGCUCGCCAGACGUUCAGCGGUACUUUUGCUCGCGAUGCUCCGCUUCCGUCUUUUACGCUGUCGAUGAUCGUCCCGACCUCGUCGAUGUGGCGGUUGGUCUUCUCGAUGCACCAGAGGGGGCCAGGGCUGAAAGAGAUUUGAUUUGGAACAUGGGCUCAAGGGUCGGUGGCGAAGACGACGUGGUUGGUGGAUGGCGGGAAGGAUUUGUCAACCGGGUUAAAGAAACAGCGGAGAAAUGGAGAGUCGAUAGAGGCUAUCCCAAGACCUGGAGAAGGCUUGCAGCAGAGAAGAGUGCUUGA
This is a messenger RNA of Fusarium keratoplasticum, 1167 nucleotides long. RefSeq names its product CENP-V/GFA domain-containing protein. The transcript has a single exon. NCBI's taxonomy places the organism in Eukaryota, Fungi, Ascomycota, Sordariomycetes, Hypocreales, Nectriaceae. The record is from RefSeq and is a predicted model, not a curated record. Gene Ontology annotation, molecular function: carbon-sulfur lyase activity. The coding region runs from base 1 to 1167 and encodes 388 amino acids.